Molecule: messenger RNA, 3578 nt
Organism: Pygocentrus nattereri (red-bellied piranha)
Lineage: Eukaryota; Metazoa; Chordata; Actinopteri; Characiformes; Serrasalmidae
Gene: golga1
Product: golgin A1
Exons: 24
Coding region: 295-2883 (862 amino acids)
Cellular component (GO): Golgi apparatus
Source: RefSeq, a predicted model, not a curated record
GAAAGUGGUGACGUGGUGAAGUCGGUUAGCAAAUUCAAGCGACACAGCGACGAGUAGAUGGAAAAUACGAGGGUUGCCGUCUGACCGAGCGGUUUAAAACAGUCCGAAUUUGACGGAGGAUGGAUGUUAGUUGUGUUUCUGUUGGUUGGAGCUGAAGAGUGAAGUCUACAGGCAGCUGGACAGCGAUGAGACAGCUGCGUCCUGCAUGUGAAGACUGUUCAGCAUUAAGCGCAUCGUAAAGCACGCUGAGCCACAGGAGGCGGCUGGAAGGAACUGCUUCGCACGCCGUCCGGGAUGUUUGCGAAGCUGAAGAAGAAGAUAGCGGAGGAAGCGGCUACGGGCCCUCGCUCCGGCCGCAUGCCCCGCUCCAUGAGCAAGGAGUCCAUCACGUCUGUGGGAGCGGACUCCGGGGACGACUUUGCGUCGGACGGCAGCAGCUCCAGAGACGACCUCUCCUCUCAGAUUCUGCGCAGGAACGAUCAGAUCCGAAAGCUGGAGGCCAAACUCUCAGACUACGCUGAACAGCUUCGGCUAAUGCAGAAGACCAAGGACAAGCUUGAGAUUGCAUUAGAGAAGCAUCAGGAUUCAUCUAUGCGGAAGUUGCAGGAGCAGAAUGAGUCCUUCCAGGCCAACAGAGCCAAGAUGGCAGAGGGCAUGGCUUUAGCGCUGGAGAAGAAAGAUCAGGAGUGGACGGAGAAGAUGGCAGCUUUAGAGCAGGAGAAAGCCUCAUUAGAAGCUCGUCUGGACCAGAGUCUGAGUCUGUUCCAGAAGAGGGAUGAACAGGAUGAGCUUGAAGGUUUCCAGAUGCAGGAACUGGCCAAAGUCAAACACAUGCUGCUGAGGAAGGAGGAACAGUUGAGUCUACGUGAGCGUGAGCUGAAGCAGAGAGGAGAGGAGCUCAACACGGCCCGUCUGACGCUGACUCAAACCCAGGACAAACUCUACGAGCUGGGAGAGGAGCACGAAGAAAUGUGCAGAAUCAACUCUCAGCUACGGGCUCAGAGAGACGAGUUGCUGAGUGAGAGGGAGGAGGUGGAGAAGAAGAUGUCCGACUUGGAGGCCCGAGAGCAGGAACUUCAGCAGCUCAUCCAGCAGGUGUCUGAGGACUUCCAGAAGGCUCAGAAUGAUGCGAGAUCUUUACAGAAGUCGUUGGAAUCUCUACAGGCUGAACACGGUGAACUAAAACUCCAGCAUGAACAGCAUAAAAACAAGGCGGCGGUGACGGAGGAAGAGCGAGAGCGGAUAUUGGCUGGUCUGCAAGAGAAAGCUCUCUCUCUGGAGCGGAGGCUGGAGGCCAACCUGUCUCAGGAUGAACAUCUGCAGGAGCUGCUCAAGGAGAAAUCUGCACUGGAGCAGAGGUUAGAGGAGGCGAGGAGUGAGCUACUGGAGGAGCGAACCAAUCACACUACAUCAGUGAGCUCUCUGGAGGCACAGAUUUCCAGACUGAACACUAACGUGUCUGAGCUCCAGACGCUGCUGAGACACAAAGACGAGUCGUCCAGAUCCUACAGAGAGAGGACAGACUCGCAGAUUGCUGAUCUGGAGCAGAGACUGACAGACUCCGGCGAGAAGCUGAAGAGUGUGGAGCAGCAGUUGGCUGAGAGUGAAGCACAGAAAGAGAAACUGCAGGUGGAGUGGUUGGAGGAGAGGGAGAGGUUACAGCAGCAGGUGAGCACUCAGAGACAGAGAGGCCUGGAGAAAACCGCUAAAUUGGAGGAGGAGAUGCUGACGCUGCGGCGAGAGAGAGAGACGGAGAUCAGUGCUCACCGGGACCGCAUGCUGUUGCUGGAAGCAGAGAAGGACUCCCUGCUGAAGAGUAAGGCUGAGGUGGAGAGCACUGUGGAGAAACUCUCAGCAGAGCUUCAGCAGUCAAAAGCCGAGUUGAGUAGCAGACAGACGGUGAGCGUGGAGAUCGCUAAAGCUUUGGAGGAAACGAGAAAGCAGAGAGAGGAGCUCCAGCAGCAGGUUGCUGAGAUGUCAGAGUCUCUGCAGAGGGCGGAGCAGGACGUGCAUCGGCUCACAGAGCAGGUGGGCGUGAAAGAGGCGGAGCUCGGCAGUCUAAGAGAAGACUUGCAGACGGCCCGCUCCGGGCUCUCCUCGCUGCAGGCCGAGUAUGAGGCUCUGCGUUUGGAGGCGGAGCAAAAGGAGCAGGAGAGGAACUCCCAGAUCGAGUCACUGCAGCAGGAGCUCCUCACACACUUGCAGCAACAUGACUCCUGCCAGUCAAAGGUGUUUGAUUUGCAGAGUGAGGUGGAGAGUCUAACGGCCCAGCUGCAGGAUGCAGAGGUGUGCGUGAGUGAACAGAAUGGGGUCCUUGCUGUGGGUGACCUGGACCAGCUGCAGAAAGCUAACAAGGAGUUAGAGCAGCAACUUGGUGAGAAGAACAAGACUAUAAAACAGCUGCAGCAGAGACUGGCAGAACUGAAGAGGACCUUACAGAAAGAGCUGAAGCUGAAGCCGGAAACUGACUCCGACAGUAAGGAGAAGCUUCCAGAUGGACGGCAGGAGCGCCCGGCUGAAAAGCCCAGCUUAGAGACCCCAGUCCCAGCAGCCGCGCUCACUCCAGCCCCCAGCUCUACACACACCGCUGGCCCUGGACCAAUCACUUCACACACAAUGGUCACCAACAGCUCAGACCUGAUGGACACGCGGGAGAUCAACUUUAAGUACCUCAAACACGUGGUGCUCAAGUUCAUGUCCUCCAGAGAGGCUGAGGCGUACCAGCUGAUUAAAGCAGUCUCAGUGCUUCUGCAGUUCACACGAGAAGAAGAAGACAUGCUCAAGCAGACGCUGGAGUACAAGAUGUCGUGGUUUGGCUCCAAGCCCUCCCCCAAAGGCAUCAUCCGGCCGUCCAUCUCAGGCACCCCGAGCAGUUGGAGCUGAGGCAGAGCGAGCGAGACGUCUCACUGUAGGCUGGGAGGAACGCCUGGAGAAAAACUGGCUGAAGACCACGUUCUUGCUGCUCCUGGGCUCCAGCGAUUCCUUUUAAAGCUGAUCUUUCUCUUCUGUGGACUGGACAACAGCUUCUGUCUGGGUUCUUGAGCUUUUCAUGGCUGAUGGGUUCGUCUGUAAGGGACCAGCUUCAUGCAGUGGGGGAGUCAUGGAGCUGGAAAUGAACCCUGUGGGAUUGUUCAUCUCAGGAUUGUUCCUCGCCAUUUGGUCUAAACCCAGUUUGCCUGCUGCGCUUGUGGAGGUAGCUGGAAGUGAAGGUUGUGGUGCGAAUGGGCUGUCUGGUUACCACUGUCGCUCUCAGCUGGAGAAAAUACCGUUAAAUCAUUUUGUAAUAAGAAUAGAGCUUUUCUUCGCCGUAUUCGCGGAGAAUGGACUCAGAAGCUACAGUGUGUACACCACUUUGUACCAGAGUGCACGUGCAAACAAGAAGGCUUUUUUACACGGACCAUCGACGGAGAACUCGUUUCGGUGAAAUAUCAUUGCUAUAGACUCCCAUUUUAAAGCUGCAUCUUACCUUUACCUGCCUUGUGUAUGUGUAAAUGACGAUUAAGUACAUUCCAUACGUCUAUUUAUAUAUGAAACUGUAAAUACUGAAUGAAAGUUUAUAAAAUCAUACUUUUUCCUUU